AAAAAUAAAUAAUAAAAUAUGAAAUUGAUUCAAAAUGGAGCAGCCUCUACGGAACUUUAUGAUUUUUGUUAACUUGCCGGGUUUUCCAGGGAGUUCUGGAGAAGAAUUGAACUGAAUUAUUUUUCUAUAUAUAAAUACCUCUGUGUUACAACAGCAGGAUUCACAUCAAUAUUUUCUCAUCAACAUAAAUCCAAUACAUUUAAUACCAUAUAUAUCCAUCUAUCUGAAAAUGGCCUUGUCGCCUAAUUGGAUGUUUAUUUUAGCUGCACUGUUAGUAUUGGAAAUGUAUGCUUCUCAAUCCACAGCCCGCACGUUGCCUAACAAAUCAAUGAUCGAAAAACACGAGCAAUGGAUGGUGCAAUGUGGCCGUACUUACAAAGAUGAUGCAGAAAAAGCCUUUCGUUAUAAAAUAUUCAAGCAAAAUGUUGAGUAUAUCCAAUCCGUUGAUGAAGCUCAAAAUUGGACUUACAAACUUGCCAUCAACAAAUUUGCUGAUUUAACAAACGAAGAAUUUCAAGCAUCUCGAAAUGGAUUCAAAAAGGGAUCUCAAUCAAUUAAGUCAUCAUUUGAAGUUUCAUCGUUUCGGUAUGGAAAUGUGAGUGCAGUUCCACCGAGCAUUGACUGGACUAAGAAGGGAGCUGUUACUCCAGUUAAGGACCAAGGCCAAUGUGGAUGUUGUUGGGCAUUUUCAGCUGUAGCAGCCACAGAAGGACUAAACCAAAUCAAAACGGGGAAUCUAAUCUCGUUAUCCGAACAAGAACUAGUGGAUUGUGACACAAGUGAAGAUCAAGGAUGUAACGACGGUCUAAUGGACAAUGCAUUUGAGUUCAUUAUCAGUAAUAACGGACUCACUACCGAGUCCAACUACCCGUACGAAGGAGUAGACGGCACAUGCAACUCAAAGAAGGAAUCCUCACACGUGGCAAAAAUCACAGGGUACGAGGAUGUUCCAGCCAAUAGCGAGUCAGCAUUGCUCAAAGCUGUGGCUAACCAACCAAUAUCUGUUGCAAUCGAUGCUAGUGGAUCCGAUUUUCAGUUUUACUCGGGUGGAGUUUUUAGUGGACAGUGCGGAACUGAACUUGACCAUGGUGUGACCGCGGUUGGGUAUGGAGUAACUAGUGAUGGAACAAAGUAUUGGUUGGUUAAGAACUCGUGGGGAAGUAGUUGGGGUGAAAACGGAUACAUUCGUAUGCAAAGGGACAUCGAUGCUGCUGAAGGUCUAUGUGGCAUUGCCAUGCAAGCUUCUUAUCCUACGGCUUGAAAUCAAUCGAAACUUAAGAUGAACAUACUAUGUGUAUAUAUGUAUGUAAAUUACUUUCCUGUACCAAGAAUUACUUGUAAAGAUCUAAAAAAGAAUUACUAUAUGCAAAUCCUAUGAAAGAACACUUUCAUACCUCGUACA
Messenger RNA from Erythranthe guttata (spotted monkey flower), 1402 nucleotides. RefSeq names its product senescence-specific cysteine protease SAG39. Lineage: Eukaryota; Viridiplantae; Streptophyta; Magnoliopsida; Lamiales; Phrymaceae. Gene Ontology annotation, biological process: proteolysis. The record is from RefSeq and is a predicted model, not a curated record. Gene Ontology annotation, molecular function: cysteine-type peptidase activity.